Nematostella vectensis (starlet sea anemone) is the source of this 1656-nucleotide messenger RNA. RefSeq lists its product as uncharacterized. The transcript has a single exon. The record is from RefSeq and is a predicted model, not a curated record. Gene Ontology annotation, biological process: DNA integration. Gene Ontology annotation, molecular function: nucleic acid binding. NCBI's taxonomy places the organism in Eukaryota, Metazoa, Cnidaria, Anthozoa, Actiniaria, Edwardsiidae. Bases 1 to 1656 code for a protein of 551 amino acids.
AUGAUCACCAAAGCACCGGUAUUACACUAUUAUGAUGUCAACAAAGGGGUAACCAUUGUAAGUGACAGCUCCAACCUUGGCUUGGGGGCAGUCAUUACACAAGAGGGACACCCCAUUGCCUAUGCCUCUAGAGCUCUCAUUCAGACUGAGCGCAACUAUUCUCAAAUAGAGAAAGAGUGCUUAGCAAUCAUGUAUGCAACUGAACGUUUUGGACACUACGUUCUAGGCAAAGAGAAUAUCAGAGUCCUUACAGAUCACAAGCCCCUCGUCACGAUCUUCAAGAAGCCGAUCCUUACAUGCCCCAAGCGUCUGCAGCGAAUGCGACCGCGUCUACAGAAAUUCUCGCUUGCUGUAGAGUACAAGCCUGGGCCCACGAGGUAUCUCAGUGAUACCCUAUCCCGCGCAUCACUACCACUCGACCAUGCACGUCCAGACACACCAGCCUAUCAGAUAUUCCAGAUAAGUGAAGAAGAGAAGAUACGAGAAGAAAUAGAAGAUAUCGACAUGCAGGAGUCCCUGUUUGUGACUGACGAACGACUUGACAACAUCAGACGAGAGACAGCCAAAGACCCCUCACUCCAAAUCUUUAUGACAGUCACCAAGCAAGGUUGUCCAGACCACAAAGCUGAAGUGCCCACUUGUAUUCGUGAAUACUGGCCAUACAGAGAUGAACUAUCAACUCAGAACGGACUUGCCUUCAGGGGAACCAGGAUCGUCAUUCCUACAACAAUAAGAACCAACAUGACAACACGAGCGUCACACCUAGGUAUCCAGUACACUACAAAUACAGCUAGAGACAUCAUGUAUUGGCCAGACAUGUCAGCUGACCUUACAGAAGCUGUACAGCGAUGCUCCACCUGUCAAGAAAUGCAAGCAGCACCGCAGAAAGAGCCAAUGAUGACACAUUCCAUACCUCAGGUACCAUGGCAAGUAGCUGCCAGUGAUUGCCUGGAAAUGCAAGGCGAACACUACUUGGUCCUAGAAGAUCUGUACUCUGACUAUAUAGAACUAGUUCAGCUCCAAGACAUGUCAUCUAAAACUCUCAUCAAGCAGAUGAAACCAAUAUUUGCAACCCACGGGACACCAGCAGUUCUUAUAUCAGACAAUGGAACCAGCUACAGUUCACAGGAAUUCCGAGAGUUCACCAAGGCAUGGGAAAUAUAUCACGUAACUGUAAGUCCUCAUCACCACAGGUCGAACGGGAAAGUGGAGUCGGCAGUGAAGAUUAUGAAGAGAAUCAUCAUCAAGGCCAAGAAAGACGGCUCAGACCUGUGGAAGUCACUAUUGGAAUGGAGAAAUUCACCAACCCCAGGAACAUCCAGCUCACCAGCACAACGACUUAUGUCCCGCCGAACCAGGUCUAUGUUGCCUUGCAGCCAGGCCCUGUACAAGCCCGAAGUACAAGCAGCGGUGACAGAACAGAUCAUCCAAAAGCGCAAGCAGGCCAAACACUAUCAUGAUCGCACAGCGAAGUCACUGCCUAGUCUUGUUGUUGGUCAACCAAUAAGGGUGAAGGUACAUCCACAACAGGCUAAUAGCAAUUGGAAGGCAGAGACAGUGGUUUCCAUGGCAACAACGCCACGCAGUUACUUUGUACAAGUCAAUGGCAGGACGUAUCCCAGAAAUCGGGUGGACCAAGUGGUCCAGGUCCAUUAG